AUGUCAUCAGACACGUCGUCAGACAAUGGCGGUUCGAAGAAGAAACAGAAGCGCCUCGCGCGCGAGGUCGCGUCGCUGUCCGAGCCCGGCGCGCUGCCGCGAGAGCUCACCGGGUCCAUCUUCGUUCGACACGACGUCGACCGCCUCGACCGCAUGCGCGCCGUCGUCGUCGGCGCCGACGGCACGCCGUACGACGGCGGAUGCUUCGUCUUUGACGUCUACUUCCCGGCGAACUACCCCGCGGUCGCGCCUCUGGUGAACCUCGACACGACCGGCGGCGGUCGCGCGCGGUUCAACCCGAACCUGUACGCGGACGGGAAGGUGUGCCUGUCGCUGUUGGGGACGUGGCACGGCGGCUCCGCGGAGGAAAAGUGGGACCCGGAGCGGUCGUCGCUGUCGCAAGUGUUGGUCAGGCGCGUUCGAGCAUCACACUAUUGCGUGCAAGGGCUGAUCAUGUGCGAGGACCCGAUGUAUAACGAGCCCGGGUUCGACGGGAUCCGAGGGACGCCGGAGGGCGUGAAUAAGAGCAAGGAGUACGACGAGGACGUGCGGCUGAACACGGCGAGGCACGCGAUGGUCGCGCACUUGCGGCGACCCAGACGCGGAGUGAACGACGCGAUUCGGACGCACUUCCGGCUGCGGCGGUGGCGGACGAUGCGCACGGUGCUGCGAUGGUGCGAGGAAGCGAGCGACGAGACGCGGAGGGCGCGGCUGUGGGACGCCGCGAAGGAGCUCGGGGGGUUGCUCGCGGCGCUGAAGGACGAGCGAGACGAAUGACGACGACGACAUUCGAGGAGUGAUGACUACGACGCUACUAGUAGCGCGAUGCGUUCAUUGCAACCGACACGAUGAUUUACGGAACGGAACGGAACGACUCUCAUCUCAUUCAUCCGUGAUGAUUCGAUGAUUCGUCGCUUCUGUACACUGGUCCCCAUACGAUCGCGUUCGCGUGGUGAACGCCGAUCCUUAAGGACUUUGCCCGGCGUUUCUCGCCGCUCUC
Messenger RNA from Micromonas pusilla CCMP1545, 1000 nucleotides. RefSeq lists its product as uncharacterized. The transcript has 2 exons. Bases 1 to 777 code for a protein of 258 amino acids. NCBI's taxonomy places the organism in Eukaryota, Viridiplantae, Chlorophyta, Mamiellophyceae, Mamiellales, Mamiellaceae. The record is from RefSeq and is a predicted model, not a curated record.